AUGACCUUCUACUCAACCAAAGCCCAGACAACCCACUGUCAGCAUUACCAGGACAAAGUCCCAAACCACACUGGGGCUGACUUAGCCCUGAGUGAUAUCUCAGGCAAUGACAAGUUCCAAAGGAACUCUCUGUGUGCAGAAACAGAAGGAGCUCGAAUCACUGCAGCCCCAGAAGCCCUGAGGGACAUCUGGGAAGUCCAGAGCCCAUGGAGCCCAAGAGCACUUGGAGAGGUGGCCCCCCACAAGCAUGCAGGAAACCCUACGGUCUGCCUGGGAUUCUGCCGGGGUGGAAGAGCUAUGGACAAAGGUGACACAGUGACUGUCUUCAGGGAGCCUGUGUCCUACCAGAGGACACAGGAUGAAGAUGGACAAGCAAAUAGCAGGUCAUUUCAGAGGGACAGGGGCUGUUCCACUGGCUGCCAGCCAGCCUGCUCCGUGCCUGUCUGCUGCAAGCCCAUCUGCUGUGUGCGUCCCUGCUGCCGCCCAGCCUCCUGUGUGGCCCUGCUCUGCCGCCCAGCGGGCACCGUGGUGACCGGCUGCCAGGCACUCUGUGGAGCUGGCAGCGGCUCCCCCUCAUGCUGUGUGUCCAGCCCCUGCCAGUCCACCUGCUGCCAGGCUGGUCCCUGCACCCAACACAGCUGCUCCACCAUGGCAGAAACCUGCUUUUCUGGGCCCUGUGGUCCCAUGUCCUCAGCUGUCUCCGUCUGCUCCAGUGACGUGAGCUGUGACAGCAACGUCUGCCUGCCCGGUUCGUGCACAGGCUCCUCCUGGCAGCUGGACGACUCCGAGAGCUGUUGUGAACCCAGCUGCUGUGGCCCCUCCUGCUGCCCAAACCCCUGCUGCACGCCAACCUCCUGCCUGACCCUGCUGUGCCGCCCAGUCUGCUGUGUGCCCGCCACCUGCCAGACAGCCUGUGAACCCAGCCCCUGCCAGUCUGUCUGCACCUCCUCCUGCUCACCAUCAGGUUGCCAGCAGUCCUGCUGCCAAGACCCUAGCUGCUCUGCCUCCCCCUGCUCAGUGCAGUCCUGCUACUGUGUCCCUCUGUGCUGCAAGCCCAGCUGCUGCAUCGCCCUGCCUGUGUGCUGCAAGCCCAGAUGCUGUGUGACCACAGCCUGUUGUCCAGCCUCCUCCUGCUGCCAGCCUAGCUGCUCACCCUGCUCCUCUGUGUCCCUCAUCUGCAGGCCCGUGUGCAGCCCAGCUGCCUGCUGUGUGCCUCUCUCUUGCUGCUGCGCCCCCUCCUGCUGUCCAACCUCCACCAGCUGCCGCCCUGCCUUCUGCCUCAUCUGCCGGCCCACCUGCUGCAAGGCCGCCUGCUGCACUGCCACCUGUGGCCAAAAAUCCUGCUGCUGA
Messenger RNA from Phascolarctos cinereus (koala), 1350 nucleotides. Lineage: Eukaryota; Metazoa; Chordata; Mammalia; Diprotodontia; Phascolarctidae. The record is from RefSeq and is a predicted model, not a curated record.